AUGAAAUGCCGGAUCCCUGUGGAAGAAAGGCACUUCAUCCAGAUGGCUCAAACCGCCCUUAAAAUCUCUUUGAGAAAAAGGUUUGACGGGAUGCUGUUUGGAGACCUUGCAGAACUGGCAGACAAGGCAUCUAAAUAUCAGGAGCUACUCAAGGAAGAACAGAAGAGGAACUCUUCCAAAGGCACAUACUACAAAUCCCCUUCUUCUUCAACACAUCUUAUUAAGGUGGAAUCAGAGGAAGACAUAGAAUGCUCAGAGGAAAGAGAAAUUGCAGUGGCAGAAAUGGCAAAAUUAAAACAUCUCAUCAACUGCAAGGCUCUUACCAAGCCACCAAAGGACCAGAAGUCACCACCAUUCACAGGAGGGUUUGUUCCAAACAAGCCAACCCAAAACAAGGUCUAUUCCUCCGAUCUAACCAAGGUUGAUGCUCUAUUUGAUGAGAUGCUGCUACAAAAGGCAAUAGAGACACCCCACAGGUUGCCCAAGCCGGAAGAACUCAAGGUCAUACAGUAUUACAAGUGGCAUAACUCUUGGAACCAUUCCACCAAUAGUUGUGUUGUUUUCAGGGAUGUCAUACAGGAAGGAAUAACAGCAGGAAUGCUAAAAUUGGCCAAGAAACCUCCAUCAGUCACAACAGAUCCCUUUCCCCAGCCUCAAGUCAACAUGGUCAACUUAAAUUGGUCGGAACAGAAUAAAGGCAAACUAACAACAGAAGCUAGCUCCAGCAGAGGCAGAAGAGUCGCAAGGGAGACUAAUCAAAGGCCAAAAGCAACUAUCUCGGUUGGGGUAGUAUUGUGCAGUAAGUACAAGUGUGAGAGUGAGUUAGAAGUAACUUUGGAUAGGCAGAAACAGCCCACACCUAAACCCUUUUGCAUCAUUUUAAUGGGAUCAUAUGAUGCUGGGGACAUCAUACCAACAAGGCCCGGUUCCGGCUCUAUCUAA
Molecule: messenger RNA, 942 nt
Organism: Prunus armeniaca (apricot)
Lineage: Eukaryota; Viridiplantae; Streptophyta; Magnoliopsida; Rosales; Rosaceae
Source: the annotation of a GenBank genome assembly